AUGUUCAUCAACAAGUUCCCUCCUCAUAUUCCAGAGGUGAAGAUACCUGAGGACCGGACUGUCAAUGUUCUUGCUGAGGUCAACAGGGGCUUCGUUAGCUUGAGGGCGAUUGGUCAAGGCCGUGACAAAAGGAAUUCCUUAUUGUAUGAUGUGAUUGCAGGUUCGUGGAUCCUCGACAGCUGCUGCAAUUUCCCAACUUUGUUCUACAUAGUCUUCAUGGUGCAUUACAUCGUGUUUGUUUUGUACAAGAAAUAUGAGGACAAGAUCAUCGAUUAUUUUGGAGAGAAUGCCAUGGUUGAACUGAAGAAGUACUACGCCAUCUUCGAUGAGAAGUGUUUGUCCAUGAUUUCCAAGGGUCCAUCGAAGGAUAAGAAGUAG
This is a messenger RNA of Hordeum vulgare subsp. vulgare (domesticated barley), 378 nucleotides long. RefSeq names its product reticulon-like protein B1. NCBI's taxonomy places the organism in Eukaryota, Viridiplantae, Streptophyta, Magnoliopsida, Poales, Poaceae. Bases 1 to 378 code for a protein of 125 amino acids. The transcript has 4 exons. The record is from RefSeq and is a predicted model, not a curated record.